Molecule: messenger RNA, 834 nt
Organism: Dovyalis caffra
Lineage: Eukaryota; Viridiplantae; Streptophyta; Magnoliopsida; Malpighiales; Salicaceae
Source: the annotation of a GenBank genome assembly
AUGCCAACUUUGAAUCUCUACACAAACAUACCAGUUGAUGCUGUUACCUCCUCUGAUAUUCUCAAAGAUGCCACCAAAGUUCUUUCUAAAAUCAUUGGCAAACCUGAAUCUUAUGUGAUGGUCGUGCUGCACGGAGGGGUACCUAUUGUAUUUGCGGGAACAGAAGCACCAGCUGCAUUUGCAGAAGUAAUCUCCAUUGGUGGACUUGGGCAAAGUGUUAAUGCAAAACUGAGUUCAACUAUUGCAGAUAUUCUUCAAACUAAGCUCUCCAUUGAUAGCUCCCGUUUUUAUAUUAAGUUUUUCGAUUCUCCGAGCAAACAAAAUUCUCCAUCCGAAACCAAAACUUCCUCCAGAAAACGCUCUAAAUUCCGCAAGUUCCUCGACACUUUCUGCUCUCCUUCCGAUUACUUCUCCGCCAUCUGCCUUAUCCUCCCUAACCUCGAUCGCGAAAGCGCAAAAGUGAGCAAUGAAAACAAUUUGAUUCAUGGUGCAGGAUCUCUUAGUCACGAAGCUAGGGAAGCAUUUCUCUCAGCACUAGUAUCAGAAGGCCGUGCAGAAUGGCUAGACAAAGGACAUAGAAAAUGCCUUAUUCUCUGGCACCGGAUCCAAGAUUGGGCUGACAUUCUUGUACAUUUUGUGAGAGAUAAUGGAUUGGAGGACAGUGUCAUGACUGUUGAGGAAAUACGAACAGGGAUUGAAUCUCGGGGAACAGAGCUUCAUGGAAUAGAGCGCACAAUUUUGAUGCGAGUGUUGAAACUACUAGAACAUAAAGGGAAGCUUGCAAUCUUUAAGGGAACUUCAGCCGAUGAUGAAGGUGUGAAAUUCUCUGUCUAA